UUUCUCUCUUCAGGGUUAUUAUUGAAAUGUUAAGAAAAAAGGGGCACCAGAAGUCAAUUUUGUACCAGAGAACCAAAUAGCCCAAGCCGAAUUGUGAGAAGGCAAAGCAAAGGCCCAUAAACAAGGAAAAUUAAGCCCAAUAAUACUAGAACGUACAGGCCCACUCUCCGAAACCUUACGGACUAAAUCCCGCCAACAUUUUCUAGCGCGCAGCACCGUCUCAGGCUCUCAGCACUCAGCACUCAGCAGACUGAAAACUUCAGAGGAAACUGCGAAAAGCAUUAGAAGCAAAAGCCGGCGGCAGGCCACCAAAGGGGGUAAGAAUUGAAGAUUGCAGGAGUUCUCCGUAUUGAUUUUAAAAGGUAUUUCCAUCCUCUCGUCUUCUCUGCUAGAUUCCGUUGCUUCGUUCUGUUUCCGUAAUGGGGGAAUUCGGGAAAUCGCCGGUUUUAGGUUUUGCUGAACGAAACUUUGGAAUUGGAAGCCAUCUAACCGUCAUGAAUCUAGAAUCCCAAAACCUGUAAAGAGUUUGACCAGCGGUAUCUGUAUUCGGUUAGCCGAUGGCUGUAGCAGAUCCGGGAGAAUGGUUUACUGUCCAAUUUUGUUAAGGAGUAGAAUUGGAAGGUACGGGAGAGUUCUAGUAGAUGCCGAAUCUGAUUAGGAUUAAGUUUGAUUGGAUGGUUGAAACUUGAGAAACCAUACUGAUUUCGUCUUGUUUCGGAUUGUCAGAGUAAGGAACUCUGAAACUUUGCCCAUUUCAAGGUUAAAUGUGCUAUCUCAGCAGUAUGGCUAUCAUUACAGCUAUUAGCUUGCUCAUUUGGGUUAUUGAAUCGAUUUCGUGGAUAAGUGCAGCAACUAGAGCGCUAAAAUAAGGAGCAGUAUCAGGGGUUGAUCUGCAAAGUUGCAAGUAAUAUAGUACUAGAAAGUUUGUAGGCAUGUUGAAGGGUCAAACUUAGCAGGUAGAUAGAACUAUGUGUAACUAAGUAAUCAUCAAAUGCAGUUAUCAAAUCCUUUUUAGAGGGUUUCAUUGCUUAGCUGUUGAAAUUGAACUGGGUUUGGUUGCAUUCUAUACUUUGGAGGGAAAGGUCGUUCAAAUUUCAUAAUGGCAUAUUGAUUACAGUUGAAAUGGGUUUAAUGAAGGAAAGAUGAAGGCAGGAAGGAAGAAUUUGAAGAGGGCAGUAGCUAAUGAAGAUGGCUUAACACUUCAGGAUGGUCAAAGCAUCAUGCGGGUGCUAUCACUCCGAGGCUCCAACCUAAUCGAGGUGUUGGACACGAAAGGAGAGAAGUCCUUAGCUUUGUUUCCAGCUAAGUUUCAGAAGAGCAUGUGGAUCAAGAAUGGAAGCUUUGUAGUCGUCGAUGGAAGUGGGAAGGAAAAGGCGAUCGAGUCAGGCAGCAAGGUAACCUGCAUUGUUACCCAAGUUCUGUUUCAUGAACAAGUCCGCAAGCUUCAGAAAUCUCCUGAAUGGCCUGAAAUUUUCAAGGAAGAUAAUAUCAAUGGAAGAGCUCAUGCAGAAGCCAUUACAAGCCAAGAAGCAAACCAGCUCAAGUCAUGUGGUGAUGAUGAAGAAGAAGAAGAUACGGAUGAUGAUGGGUUGCCACCAUUAGAAGCCAACACGAACAGGGUCCAACCACCAUUUAUGGAUUCAGGUUCAGGAUCUGAUUCUGACUCUUGAAUUUACAUUUGCUUCAAACACUUCCUGAUCUGAAUUUACUUUCUGAUUCUUAAAUAUGAAGAAUUUCUCUGGUUGUGUCAAUCUUCUACUGGCCUAUAUCUAACCGCAUUUUUACUGUUAAUGUGCGUUUAUACGAUACUCCCAACUUCAUAAUCUUCAUUUUGAUCAUAGGAUCCAGUGAUCCAAAUUGCCCCCAUUUGCAUGGAUACUAAAAGCUACGUGUAAAAAUCAGCACAAUACAUACAAAAACUAACG
Linum trigynum is the source of this 1925-nucleotide messenger RNA. The record is from the annotation of a GenBank genome assembly. NCBI's taxonomy places the organism in Eukaryota, Viridiplantae, Streptophyta, Magnoliopsida, Malpighiales, Linaceae.